UUCGUAAAGUAUUGUUAUACUAGUAUAACAGAUUGACAGAACACUAAUACCCGCUUGUUGGCAUUUCUUUAUUUGAUUGGAAUUUGGAAUUGUGGAGCAAAACAUAAUCUCCGCAAAUAAGGGGCGUUCCAAGGAUUCACCGAUUCAACAUCGAAACCAACCACAAUGUUGUCGAUUGGUUCCUUAGCCAAUAUUAAAUACAUUUUACAAAAGGAGCUCUUCAAUGGGUGCGGCGAACGAUUGCUCACAUCGGUUACGGUGACAAAAACCUUCAAGAAGAAACGAGCCUGUUACCUCUGUGUGGUGACGACACCUCCACCGUUUUCAGUGGUCACAAUGUGUCUGGUCAAACAGGCCGAACAAAAGGAUAGUGAAUAUAAGAAAAAACGCAUAUGGCAAUUGGAUGAAAUCAAGUGGGUGGAUGGACGCAGUGAAGAGUUCGAAAUACAUGAAUUUGAUGUACAGGUGGAAAAACUAUACAAAUGGUAUGCCUUAAAUUUGCACGAAAGACAGAAUUUUUUGGCCGUUCUGUACAAACAAGUCCAAAAAUAUGGUCAGGGACGUGGUGUCAAGGCUGAGUUCCGUAAUAUUCCAAGUGCUUGGCUUAUGGAUAAGUCACCGGAGAAAAUUGGUGGAGUUGGUGGCGGUGGCAGUGGAGUUGGCUCAUCGGACAUGAACAAUCGAGAUGGUCUGCGUAAAAGUGGUGCCGAAACAGAGGAUGAAGAGGAAUCUGAAUUUCAAGAAUUUACAGCAUUGACCGAUAAGGAAUCAAAUGAACUGACAAAACUUUUUACAGAAUGCGAUUAUGCGGUUAAAGAUGCUGAACUGUUGAUUGAAAAACUAUCCAAGGAACUGCAUGAUUUGGAUGGGGCAAAUAUUCAGUCCGUAUUGGCCUCAGAGAAACAAGUAAUGAUGCUCAUGGAGCACAUUGACCAGGCAAUCGGGGAGGCUGAUAAAUUUGAAGAACGUCUGGAUUCCUAUGAGGAAAUUCUAAGCCAUGUAAAAGAAACUAUGGAGAAGAUUGGAGGUAAAAAUGCUAUGAUAAAAAUAGCUAACAACAACAAUAUAAAGCUUAAGGAAGAACUGAGCAAAAUAAUCACCCAAUUAGAUUUUCCGACGGCGUAUCAACAGGUUCUACAAUCGCCUGUCUUAAAUACACCCGAAGGACGCAAAGCUGCCAUUGAAGCUGCACAAUUCCUACAGCAAGCUUUAAACAGUGACAUCGACCCAUCAUUGCAACGUUUGGCCGCCGUACGUGAUCAAAUGAAACGUUUCGAAAUUUGGAAGAAGAACUUUUUGGGACCCGUCAUCAAACAUUUGAAUUGCCUGCUAAUACAUUUAUCAAAUCAAAUUGGUGACACUCCACCUUCUAGCACUGAAUUAAUACUACCUAAUCAUGCUUCGGUACACCAAGAUCUAGUGCCUUAUACUGAGCUGAUGCAUUGGAUCAAGGCCAUGGAUAGGACUAAAUAUGAGGGCUUGACCACAGUCUAUACAACAGCGUUUAGUAAAAUCUAUGAACGAGAUAUACGGAAUUUUUUUAAUUUGGCGAAGCUACAAAUUUCUGGAGGACUGCGCAACUCCCGUGAAGAUUUGGACGUUUCUUCGUCGUCAAUUUCAAAGAAAAAUGCUGUUUCGUCUGUUCCGCAUGGAACAUUGGGGGUUAAUAGAGAUCAAUGGGGACCCGGUGUCGAUGCAGCAGAUAGAGAACGCUUUGAUUCUGUGUUGGAAAAGGUUUUGGCUGAAUUGGAACCCAUAGCCUUGCAAGAGCAAAAGUUCUGUAUAAAUUUCUUCCAAAUGGAUGUGAUAAGUCCCACUGCAAAAUCCGUUGGCCUAGACACUAUGGAUAAGAGUACCGACAUGUCACAGUCCAUUCUUUUAUCUCCUUCUUCAGCCACGGGAGGCGGAGAUGGCUCACAGUUUCCCCAAAAGAAAAUUGAUCGCCAGAUUAAUGAAGAAGUUCGCCGUCUAAUGAAUGCUUUGUUUGGAUGUCUAGAACAGGAAUUGGUUAAUUUCAUACAGAGCUUUGAGCGUUUUGAUUGUUUCUACUCCCUUUACGUAUUAGAUCGCUUAACGCAGCAUGUCAUGUCUGCCCAAGAUACACAUUCCUUUUUAAGUAUGACAUUUGCCUCGGUCCUUGUGCAAGUUAAAAGAAAUUUCGAUCGUUUUAUGCAGCAACAGUUGCAGUCAAUACGUGAUGCCAAACUGCCCAAACGUUCCAAGUGUGGUAUUCUACCAUAUGUGGAAAAUUUCGAAUAUUUUUCACAAACCACCGAGGAAUUCUUUUGUAAAUCUACAAGACGCACAGACAUGGACAAAUAUAUACAGCUUAUAAAUGCAAUAUUCGAAGGUAUUAACACACAUGCCAAGGAACAUCCCAAGACACCGUUGCAAGUUGUUCGCAUGGAAAACUAUCAUCAUAUGCAUUCUUUGUUGGCCCGACUAUGCGCAAAGGUACCCAGUUUGGAUGAGCUAAAGAAGGAGGCCAAGGCUCGUUACAAGGAUGCCCUUAAUAAUUAUGUUAUAUGUUACUUUGGCAGGCCAUUGGAAAAAUUAAAUCAAUUCUUUGAAGGUGUUCAACAGAAAAUUGCCCAAGGUGUAAAGGAAACCGAGAUCAGCUAUCAAAUGGCAUUUUCUAAACAAGAACUACGCAAGGUUAUCAGUCAAUAUCCAGCCCGUGAAGUAAAAAAAGGCAUGGAGAAUCUCUACAAAAAAGUGGAAAAACAUCUAUGCGAAGAGGAGAAUCUUUUGCAGGUUGUUUGGCAUGCAAUGCAGGAAGAGUUUAUUGUACAGUAUAAAUUCCUAGAGGAGCGCAUACAAAAAUGUUAUGCCGGUUCAAUGAUAACAUUGGAAUUUAACAUACAAGAUAUUCUUAAUUUCUUUUCGGAUAUUGCACGUUCCCAUUGAAUGAAGCAGAUUAUAUACUCUUAUCGCAGUAUUUAGGCUAUACACAUAAAUUUAUUAUUUACAUUAUUAAUUUAUUUUUACAUUAUUUUUCGGAAAAAUAAUGUAGAGCUGUUAAUGCGCAUAUUAUUAAAACGAAGUCAUGGUUUAUUUUAUUAAAGGAAAGGUAUAAGUAUA
Molecule: messenger RNA, 3081 nt
Organism: Musca domestica (house fly)
Lineage: Eukaryota; Metazoa; Arthropoda; Insecta; Diptera; Muscidae
Gene: Sec3
Product: exocyst complex component 1
Exons: 7
Coding region: 166-2907 (913 amino acids)
Biological process (GO): Golgi to plasma membrane transport; exocytosis
Cellular component (GO): exocyst; plasma membrane
Molecular function (GO): phosphatidylinositol-4,5-bisphosphate binding
Source: RefSeq, a predicted model, not a curated record